This is a messenger RNA of Histoplasma capsulatum G186AR, 1068 nucleotides long. RefSeq lists its product as uncharacterized. The transcript is spliced from 3 exons. NCBI's taxonomy places the organism in Eukaryota, Fungi, Ascomycota, Eurotiomycetes, Onygenales, Ajellomycetaceae. The record is from RefSeq and is a predicted model, not a curated record. Bases 1 to 1068 code for a protein of 355 amino acids.
AUGGCACCCAGGCGAAGUGGAGGAGGUGGAAUCUUUAUUUCGUCUUCAUCUGCCUCAUGCUCAAGCAGCGCUUUUAUCGCAACAAGUUCCAAGAUCUAUCUCGGAUACUUUGCUACGUUUUUCAUCAUUGACUCUGCCCUUCUAUGGAUUGCAUCUCGCCUGCUCUUCAAGCUCCAACGUGGUAGACCGCUUUUACGUUGGCUUCUCAUCUUGUCGAUUAUCCUAACCGUUUUCGACCACGCAUGGGAUGUACUUUUCCUCGUUCUCGGCGAGUGCUCUAUUACCGGAGUCGAUCUCAGCGUAAAGUUGGCACUUGUUUCCAGCUUCUUGGAUGUUGUAGCAAUUUCUCUUCUGGUUGGGGUGGUCAUGGUCUCCCUAUGCAAACGCCUUCACCAUAUUGCCAACAUGGCUCCAAGGCUGAUUGCUAUUCUUCACGGCCUCUGGGCGGCUGGUUUCGCCUGCUUUUAUUUUAUUGCGAUGUGUCUCUAUGCGGCAAUAACCACCAAACAACUUGACUUUUCCAGCUCUUACGGGAGACGUAAGGCACUAGCGAGUUUGGUUAUGGGGUGGAAUGGUAUGAUGACCCUGGCCGGUGUUGUCUUGUUGCUUGGGAUGCUCUCAACUGCUUUCAAUUUGUCUCUCAGCAUCAUUGUUUCAUUUCUAGCAUUGAGCUCCGUGUGCUUUGGCGCAUCAUUCCUCGCUCACCAAAUCCUGGUCUAUCGCAUGUUUUGGAAGACAACAUCAGUUAUCGACGCGCGUGACGGUUACUAUGCGCUUGUGUUUCUUAACUUGUUCUUCUACAGUUCGACUUUUUUGUUUGCUCUGCUUGUCACAGUAUCACCGGCCUUUUCGGACAACGAACCUUCAAAUGAUGUCCACCAUCCUGUUCCUCAACAACUAGCCUACGCACUUCCCGUUCAACAAAACCCACCAGAUCCACAUAUCCUGCUCAUGCAGCAGAAUGCCCAGCAGCCUUACCCUCCUGUAGGCAUGACGCAGCCAUAUCAGCCAACACAGCAGCAUCCGUAUCAUCCACACCACAAUACGCCACCAGCGCCAUACUAUUAA